Messenger RNA from Drosophila gunungcola (fruit fly), 5825 nucleotides. RefSeq lists its product as uncharacterized. NCBI's taxonomy places the organism in Eukaryota, Metazoa, Arthropoda, Insecta, Diptera, Drosophilidae. The record is from RefSeq and is a predicted model, not a curated record. The transcript has 5 exons. Bases 898 to 2640 code for a protein of 580 amino acids.
ACCGAAAAAGAUACAUUCUCUCUCGCAAAAUCGAACGGAGCGGACGUGUCGCGCGUGCCGCGUAGGUAGACAGCCCAUAGAUACAAUUUCCCCUGGCUCGAAGGUGGUGUGUAUUGCAGCAGAAGCAGAAGUAGAAGUCUCUCUGCAUGCGAGAGCGUCUCUGUGAAAAUUCAAUAAAACAAAGAGCCAAGUGAAAAUCGGUUCCAAAUGCCAAUUGUCUAGCGAUUCGAGAGAAAAAUCAAAGGGAUAUAACUGCCAUAAGAAAAACUGUGUUGGUGUACAGCUUAAUACCCGCUGUGUGUGUGCUUCGUGUGUGUGAUUUGCCUGAUACGCUUUAAUUAAUAUCAAUAAGAAGUGCAAAAAAUACAACUUUGUCUGCCUGAAAAGUAUCUAGACCCCAAUUAUUCGCCGAAGAGCAUUCGUUUUAAUUCGAUUGACACAGAGAUUGAGAGGGAGAGAGGGGGAGACUUAAAAAGAGAGUGGGAGAGGGAUCCCAAACACCAGUACGGACGCAAAAUAACUGUGCAAAUGGUGGUGGAGCAGCCAGCAGCAACAACAAAAAACAUGCAAAUGUAGCGCCGCUCUCCUCUCUUUGUCGCCUUGCUUUUGCGCAGAGAACUCCGGCGAAUUGGCCGGAUUCGCCGCAGCUGUGUGUUUGGAAACACCUUGCUCCAAUAUUUUAACACCCCCCGUCUGAGAUACCCGAUUUUGCACGACCAUCGCAGUUUCAGUCUCAGUUUCGGUUCGCUUCGUGCGCUUUCUGCUGCCCUGCAGCGGAAAAUUCAACGAAAAUCAGCCAGUCACUUGCAGAAACUCCCAAAAAAUAGGAGAAAAGAAACAUACCGAAAUCGGCAUAAAGGUUCUUGCAUUUUCCAAUGCUGGUUGACUGCGUUUUACAUGCGAUUUCCUCCGUUGCUUUUUCACCUAAGACAACAAGAAGAACGGGUAAAACCAGGAAAGCGGCAAGAAGAAGAGCUUCAGCACAAGAAAAAGAAGAAGCAGCAGCUCCAACAUUGUCGCCGCGACAUCGUCGUCGACGUCAGCGUCGCUGCAGCGCAGCAGCUUCAUCAGCUAGCCAUGAACUACAACUGCAACUACAACAACAACAACUACAUCUGCAGCAGCCCCGACAACAACAACAAAGACAGAGAACAGGACACACAGCAUCAGCAGCCACAUCAGCAACCAAUGCAGGCGACACUGAGGACGGCGAGCUCCAGCUCCAGCUCCACCAGCUCCACGUCCACAUCCAAGACGAGAGCAGGAACAACGUCGUUAAUCUAUUUACCGCCUUUCUGCUGUCCAUGUAAGCAUGUGCCUGCGGUCGGCACCAGGAGGCGGAGUCGAAGCCAGACUUUGAGCCGUGGCAGCGGGAGUUGCCACGGCAGCUGCUGUUGUCCGCCCGACUGGGAACAUAAAAAUUAUGAUAAACAUGCUUCAGCGGCCACGUUGACACCAGCAACAGCAACAGCAGAAGCAGCAGCAGCAGCAACAACCAAAACAGGACCUGCAGCGGCAACAAUGUCCUCUUCCUGGGAUGGUAAAUUCCUGCUGCCGGGUAUUCAGUUACCCGUGGCCGCAGCGGGGCAUAGUUGCCCCGAUCUCCGGCAGACGUCGCAAUUAGUUAUCCCCACUGUUGCUGGCGGGGAAGUGCAGGUGAACGUGGAAGGCGGCGUCUUGGAAUGCGGCAAGCGAUGCUGGCGACGUGAGCGAAUCCGGCGCGAAGGACCAAGUCAUGCGUCUGCGGCGUCGCUUGCCCAGGUAAAUCCAAUCAGCACUAGCCCAGCAACAAUGAAAGGAGCAUCAGGAGCGGGAGUGGCAGCAACGACAACCGCGCACAAUUCGCAAACAACGACAAAAACAACGGCAAGGGGCACAACUGGUGCAGCGUUGCCGCAUGAUGAAGAGUAUGAUGAAUGUAGGUGCUUUAACUAUAACGGUGAUAUUAGUCUGGAUCGGCGGGGCGAGGCCGCGGAACUUUCCGGCAUUACGUGGCUGAUGUUCUUGUGGCAGCAGCUGCUGCCGGGCAACGGAAACAAUACCCACACCCACACCCACUCGCACUCCCACGAAUCCAGCUUCCCAGCGGGGACAACAACGAAAACAGCAAGGAGCAGGAGCUGCGCCAUGACGUCGACACAAAGUUGGCUGGGACCGCUGCUUAUGCUUCUUUUGGCCACGUCCGUCAGCGGCUGGGGCGGUCGGCAAGAUGCGCCCGCAAAUUGCACGUUUCCGGCACGAUGGGAGGGCUCCUGGUUCCUAUCCGGCUAUCAGCAAUCCAUACACAUCAAGGGCUCCCAGUUCAGCUAUCGCGGCAGGUGUGCGGCCUCCGAUGGUAACAAAUAUCUGAUUGUCGACGAGAAAGGAUGUCAUCGUUGCCUGGUUAUCUAUGAGAAGCAUAAAAAUGUGCUCCAAUAUAAAGAAAGUGAGUGCGAAGGUGAUAGUAUGUAUAUGCAUCAGUCGAACCCAUCUGCACUGGCGAUGCGUAGCUCUAAUAAACAAAGUGAUCAUAGGGGGGGAGCUCAUCCCAAUACGAACGGGCAUUCAAGACUAUCUUCAUCGGAUCAGUACAUAAUGAGAUCCAAUGACGAUAUGAAUGAUUCUUCCUUGGGCCCCUUGCCGAAUUACUGGGGAGUGUAGAGAGCUGCAUACCAUAAAUAUAGCCUCGUGCAUUAAAGCUAAAUUCGACAGAACUGCAAACAAUAAAUACCCGUAGCCACAUAAAAUAAUCACCAUCAGCAGAAGCAGAAUCAGAAUCAGAAUCAGAAUCCGAAGUCGAGGCAGAAGCAGAAGCAAAAGCAACAACCUCAACGUAAACGACAGUUGUAUAAAUGUGAAUAUGAACAAUGACAAUAACACACAACGCUGUAAAUAAAGGUCCAAAUUCCAUAUAUUCUCUUGUACAGAUAUUUAAUUGUGUUUGUUUGUUGGUACAUACAUACUUACAUACAUAUUUACUACUGAUUGAUUUAAUUUUCAGUUUACUUUUGAGAUACUGUUCGUUGUCACCAAUUGAGACGCUUUGAUUUUGUUUUUUGAAUAUUAUAUAUAACUCUUUGUAUUUGUACAUGAUUAUGAUUAUUAAUGUUUAUAUUAAUCCACUGCUAACAAAAAAUCAAAAAUCAUCAUCAACUUUGUACAGUAAAACCAUGAGCGAGCGAAACUAAACCCAAAAAAUUAUGACAAACCCAAUUCAGGAGCUUCGGCCUUCGACGAAGCUGAAAGUAGGAUUUCCAAGAUUGGUAGCGGUGCAUGAAGAGAUGUACAUAUGUACAUAAACACACUUGUAAUAUAUAACCCAUACCUCUAAGUUUACCAUUCUUUUCUCACUUAAAACUUCAAAUUUGAUUGUGAUCCGAGCGAACGGUUUGUAAAUCUCCUUAUUAUGAUUAAUAAUGUUUUCGAAAUAAUUCUUUGCCUUGUUUUUCUUAAUCAGAUUAAGUCUGCCAAGCUCUUGGAAAUCGUACAUCCCAAACGUCCAUUCCAUUUCAAAGAAUGCCUUUCGAAUUUCAUUUAACGGUUUGUUAAGUUUCCUCAGUUGUCCGAUCCCUAAUAUGCACCCAACCGCACCCGAAAUCCCCACCACAAUCCCUCACAACUCCCGCUUUUGAUUUCUGUUUUCGCUUUAAUGAAAAAGGAUUUAAAACAGGAAAAAUCAUUUGUUUCCAUAGAGCCUACGAAAGCGAACUCGAGACACAUCUGUAUAGAAAGCCAUGCGCUCAUUACUUUUACCCACUCUCUGUCAUACUUUGUUUUCUAUAUCAAUUUCGUGGAUGUCUAAUACAAAAGGAUUUCAGCUAAAUUUUGUGCUCCUUUGCACAUGCCUAUGAGAAAAAAAAAAAAAAAACGAACCACAACCAAAAAUGAAAGAAAAGUGAUAUAUAUUUAGCCACGAAUAUAUAUCGAGUACAUCUUUGUAUAUGAUGAUGAAAUGUUGGGAUGGGCUGCCCGGUGACCGCUAGUAUAAUUGUCUCAUUUAUCAAUUACUUAUUGUACUUUCUUCUUACUACAUUCUACCUAACCUAACAACCUACUACUACUUUACCUUACUACUACCUAACCUACUACUACUAUUCGUACUACUAUUUGCUCUAUGGGUUCACCAUUCUGUGUUGUUCUUUCCUUUUCUGUGUGUCCGUGUUUGUGUCCUUUUGAGUUCGAUUCCUCCUCGGUUGUUUUUGGUUUCCUCAGUUGCUUUGUUGCUGUUUAAUUAGUUUCUAUUCUGUUUUCGGUUUCCCCUCCGUUCUGUACAUACAUGUGUGUAAUUUAAUUAAUGUAAUUUUAACAUGAAACUCAACAAUUUCUGCUCUCGGUUACUCAUAAGUUACGAUUGUGUCGUUUGUUCGUUCGUUGGUUGGUUCAAUCCUUUGUUCCUUCUUCUUUCUAGCUGUGUGUGUCUCUCAUUUAUCAUUGCGUUCGUUCUAAGUGUUGUUUGUUGUGCGUGUGCGUUAGAAUGUUUUGGGCCACUACUCUACUCUACUGUAAUUUAGUCCGGCUAUCUAAUAUAACUCUGCGCUUAACGGUCGGUCCGACCACAAAACCAAAAAAAAAAAAACAAAACAAAACAAAUAAAUCGUAAAGAGAAUACCGAAAACCAACUGCUAAAGUAUUAUAAUUUAUUUUCCAGUUUUUUCUUACGUUUUUUCCAUGUCUGUGAUGUCGUUUUUUGCCUUGUCAUGAUAUACUCCCAUAUAUAUGCUACAAACGCUUCUCCGUAGAAUUUGACCAUUACACGCACACACACUCCAACUAAAAAAUAUUAUGAAAAACAUCCGACACCCACACACAUAUGACACAUGACACACGACACUCAUGCACUCAUACACUCAUACGCUCAUACGCUCAUACAUCCAGACACUGCCACGCCCACCCUACACCUUUCUUUUGUGCCUUGUAUAACUCAUAAAGUGUAGUUGCUACUUAAUUACAAUCAUUACUCAAAUACGACACAAGGCCGGUAUCGUAUACCCAACCCCCACUAAAGUCGAUUACACCCGUGUGUAUCCUGCAUAUCCUGGCUUUUUACACCACAACACACACAUAAUUGGUAUUUUUCCAUAAUUUGUUACUCUUUUUGCGACUCUGCGUGUGCCUGUUUUUGAGUUCCUUGUCGUAGCCUGUGUAUUGCUAAAGAACAAACUGAAACAAUUCAAUUUGUUGAAAAAAAAAGUUUACGAAAACCAAAUACGAAACCGUUUGUUGUGUGCCUUUUUAGCUGUAAACAUUUUGUACUAUUCAGAACAAUGCCUGAAUGUGUUUUAUGUAUAUAUUAUGACCAUAUCUGUAUCUGCUGAUGUAUACUUAUACGAAACGGAUUUUAGUUACAAUUAACUUUUACAAUAACUCUACAACUCUUACCAGUUAAAAAGAAAAAAGAAAAAAACAAAAAGAAAAAGAAAAAAGAGAGGACCCUUUACCAAAAGAACAUAUAUAUGCCACAUAUAUAUCUCUCGCGUUUGCCAUAAAAACCAGAAACUACCGAUUACCCAAUUUAUUCAUCAUGAGUAAAUGUUUGUUAUUAUUUUUUAGUUGAUUCAAAUGUUAUGCUUGCUCUAGCAACAAAUACCUUUUAUAUACAGCCCUACCAGGCACUAACAUUAUUUUACAACCUUAACCGCCUCUGUUACUCCGCCCAUUUUCCAUUUCCCAUUUCCCGAAACCCCCAACCCCCUAACCCCCCAACUCAUUCUCAAUCCGAAUCCCAAUCCAGAUCCCAUGCUUUUGGUUUCAGAGCCGGAAGAACAAGAUGAACCAAGUGUGUGUUUUUGCUUUUCGUUUCAUUUUUUUUUUUUUUUUUGAACGUGUCGUGCCUUUCAGUUGAGUUU